AUGAAUUUACCCACCUACUCACUCGCCGACUCACCCCAUUCGACGAUCCUCAACGUCUGUCUAGGCGUACCCCCAUCUUCCAAACCAAUCAUCAUCAAUCGACCACCACCUAAACCUUCAUCAUCAUCAUCAUUAUCAUCAUCGUCAUCUUCUUCUUCUUCAAAGGUAUUCAUCUCACAGCAGAACAAGAAAUCUGACCUCAAAGGCAAAGCGCCUCAACGUGACCAAAACGAACAACAGGAAGAAGUAGAAGAAGAAGAAGAAGAACAAUGGCAGGAUGCGGAGUUCCGGAGGUCAUCCACUCGCCAACCUACGUCCCUCCCACCGUCCGAUCAAGAUCUUCUGAACAAUUCUCACAUUCAUAACGAGAAAGGGAGCGGAGAGAAUGAGGAUCAUCCCUUGUUCAAAUAUACCGGCUGGGACGAAUGUUUUGCAACUGCUAAUGCUGAGGGAUGGACCAUUUAUCGGAAUUAUCCGCUCAGAGUCAUUCAAAAACAUGUGGUUCCAAAUGGUUCAUUGAGGAUCGUGAUGCCGCUUCAUCGAACAAACAUACUAUAUCUAGUUGGGGGCCCACCGAGUGCAUUAUACUCACCGAACAAGGUGAUAAUCUACGACAGUUUGGAAUCAAAGGCGAAAUAUUCGAUCGAGAUGAGCUCGCCAGUUCUAGGAAUCACGGCAAGACGGGAUAAAUUAGUAGUAGUCCUAUUAGAACGGGUGGUGCUAUUUGGGGGCCGACAAUCCGGGAAGGUCCAGAUCGUCCAUCUGCCGCUCUUCGAACCCGAUCGUCCUGCCUCCUCCUCCUCCUCUGGAAGAAUCUCCGACCGGACCUCCGCCGAUCGUCGACAACAUCCUCCAUACCCUUCCACGGCCAUCCUCGUCGCACAUACUACCCCUCUCGCCAGUCUCGCCAUCACUCCCUGUGGGAAACUCAUCGCCACCGCCUCCGUCACCGGCACCCUCAUCCGCAUCUGGAACGCUAAAUCCGCCGCCCUCGUCCGCGAACUUCGCCGGGGUACUGACGGCGCGGAAAUCUGGGGCUUGCGCUUCAGACCCGAUGGGCUGGCUAUCUGCGCUACUAGCGAUAAGGGCACUAUUCAUGUUUGGAGCCUUGCGGAGAAACCGAAGACUAAAGAACCAGCUGAGGAUGGGAAAACUGGGAGGUCGUUAGCAUUAUUGAAGCCCUAUCUACCCAAAUACUUUCAUUCGACAUGGUCCGACGGGUUUUUCCGACUUCCCGGGCCGGGAGGCAAGCCGAGUCGAGGCACGAGUCUUCCGGGCCUAUUUGGUUCGCCGGUGAUAGGUGGGGCGAGUUCAGGGGAGUCGAGUGGGGGAGGAGAAGGGAUAGAGGGAGGGAUAGCUCAUGGACGACCAUUGAUGACGGUGGAAGAUGAUGUGAGUUUGGUCAGCUGGAUCCUCGCGCCAGGACCGGGGCCCGAGCCGUCUCCUCCCAUCGAGCCCCAAAUCGUCGCCAUCACUCGCUCUGGUGCUUGGUUCAGACUCCGGAUGCCCCCCUCUACUCUCGACCUCUUACAUCCCCCUCCUCCGAAUACUACCUCAUCCUCCUCGUCUGCUGCUGCUUCUGGGAAAUCUCCCUCGGUCGAUCGUAGCGUGCCGCUCGAAUGCGUCGAGUAUCGUAGGUUCCUUGAGGACGAGGAUUGGAGUGAUGAGGAUGAUCAGGACUGUAUUGGCCGGUUUCCUUCUUGA
Messenger RNA from Puccinia graminis f. sp. tritici CRL 75-36-700-3, 1704 nucleotides. RefSeq lists its product as uncharacterized. The transcript is spliced from 4 exons. Bases 1 to 1704 code for a protein of 567 amino acids. Lineage: Eukaryota; Fungi; Basidiomycota; Pucciniomycetes; Pucciniales; Pucciniaceae. Gene Ontology annotation, molecular function: phosphatidylinositol-3,5-bisphosphate binding; protein binding; phosphatidylinositol-3-phosphate binding. Gene Ontology annotation, biological process: protein localization to phagophore assembly site; autophagy of mitochondrion; protein lipidation. The record is from RefSeq and is a predicted model, not a curated record. Gene Ontology annotation, cellular component: phagophore assembly site membrane; extrinsic component of membrane; cytosol.